CAGCUUGUUUAUAAGGAAGUGAGCACUCUGCAGCAGCUUCAUACUUUGCCUCUCUUUGUGCGGAUGAAAGAGUAUCUAGCAUCAGAAGCCAUGAGAGCUCUUGUCCUGUUUGUGUGCCUGUCAGCAUGCUGCCUAGCUCAGAGACCACGGCGAUGCACAUCUCCACCACUGCUGACUGGAAAAUUCUCUGUGUCCACCCAAAGUGAGAAACUGCUGGCUUUUGCCAAGUACAGCUAUGAUGCACUUGGAAAGCGCAUCCGCCUCAGGGAGUUUGGAUCUUAUGACAAUAAGACCUUCCAUCUUGACGUACUUCUUCUCUACAGACAGGGUGUUGUGUAUAAAAUUAACUACAGGAACCACACAUGUUGCAAGAAGCCACUGAGCGUAGACUUCCACCCACUGGAGAUCCCACAGAAUUCUACUCUGCUGGGACAGGUCGUGUUGGGAAGCUCUUCUGGUCCAGGACAGGGAGUCCUGGUCAACACCUGGGCAGGAGAGCUGCCGCUAAAAGAGGGAAUGGCAAAAUACGUGAGCACUGUCACUGAGUUUGGAUGUAUUCCUGUCAGCACUCUGUUUCACUCCGAUAGAACUGGAUGGAUGGUGACCAGCUUUUUCAACAAUGUCAUUGGACUGGUGGACCCUCAAGACCUCAUCCCUCCACCUUUCUGUAAGGAUGCCCAGCUGGAGGUAGCAGAAGGAGAGGAUCCAGUGACCUUCUUCAGCUUGUUUUAAAACACAUCACUGCACACUGUGAUGAUUACUGUGAGAUUCUUUGUACUUCAUUUGCACUGCUAUUGCUUUUUCAAAUGGCUUCAUUGCUGUAGUCGCAUCUGUGACCAAACUGUUGAUGUAAUUAUGCAAUCAAUUAAUUAAUCAAUACAUUUUUGUAAGUGAAAUUUUCUGUAGAUUUAUUGUGUCUUUUGUACCAGAAGUCAUUUAUUACAAAUACAGAGCAAGUAAGUAAGUAAAGUAGUAGUUUUCUGCCGCUCAUUGACUCUCAAUAAAAAACAAAUGACACAAAUAG
This is a messenger RNA of Scatophagus argus, 1024 nucleotides long. RefSeq names its product ependymin-like. The transcript is spliced from 6 exons. NCBI's taxonomy places the organism in Eukaryota, Metazoa, Chordata, Actinopteri, Scatophagidae. Gene Ontology annotation, cellular component: extracellular region; lysosome. Bases 64 to 732 code for a protein of 222 amino acids. Gene Ontology annotation, molecular function: calcium ion binding. Gene Ontology annotation, biological process: cell-matrix adhesion. The record is from RefSeq and is a predicted model, not a curated record.